Penicillium chermesinum is the source of this 894-nucleotide messenger RNA. RefSeq lists its product as uncharacterized. The record is from RefSeq and is a predicted model, not a curated record. The coding region runs from base 1 to 894 and encodes 297 amino acids. The transcript has 2 exons. Lineage: Eukaryota; Fungi; Ascomycota; Eurotiomycetes; Eurotiales; Aspergillaceae.
AUGCCGGAGAUGUCAUAUAGUCCUGCCUAUCACCAGGCGAAGGACAGUACGGCUGCCUCCGCCCCUCGCAACUCCCGCCCUAUGGAAUACCCCGAGCCCGCUCAUCAACGCCCACGCCCUUCCUCCGAGUGGAGGACCAGCGAGAGUCCAAGGACUUCUGGCCCCGGGGGCUAUCGGACAUACUCUCCACAAGCAACCUUCCCGGAAGGGAAUCCAACAGUGACCCAAGUGGUGCUGGCGAAUGGCUCCUCAUAUAAAGAACAGCCUUCGCGGAGUAGCUGGGCGGACCAGCCCUCAUUGAUGUCGCUGGAGAACUCCGGAACCCCUCGUGUGCGUAAGCGAGGUGUCUCCAGGGAUCGAGAGACCGACCAUUGCCCGAAUGCACUUUUAUUGCUGUUCCGCCUGUCGGUCCCCGUGCCCGUUUUCUCAUUAAUUGCCACGAUCUAUACCUUUCUCGCCUUAUUAUUCGCCAUCCUAACAACACCCCUCCGCCUAUGCUCAAUAAAUACCUAUCUCUCCAGCAUCUCUUUCUCCGCGCAAAUAUGCGAUCUCCUUGCACCAGCUCUCCACACCCACGAACGCUUGGUGUUGAUGGGGCCACCCUCAAGCCGAUCUUCGUCAACACAAUGGAUUCGAUCUGAUCUAGAUGCGGAGACUACGGCCGGUUCGAGCCAAUACUACCGUGUUGGCAUGUCGAUCAUAGUCCUGAUUCUGGCCCCGUUAUUAAGCAUCGCCAUCCUACUUUUCGCUUGGACGGCUGCUUUCUUCUGGGUAUUCUCGAAAGUCAUGGGAAACCCAGAUGGAACCGAGCGCAGUGAUGAUGGACGAGCCGCAGUUCUGGGUGUAUGCAAAUGGUGGCAAGCCUGGCUCGCCAAAGCCCGAAGACCAUCAUAA